Triplophysa dalaica is the source of this 1687-nucleotide messenger RNA. RefSeq lists its product as uncharacterized. The transcript has 11 exons. Gene Ontology annotation, molecular function: protein binding. Lineage: Eukaryota; Metazoa; Chordata; Actinopteri; Cypriniformes; Nemacheilidae. The coding region runs from base 194 to 1324 and encodes 376 amino acids. The record is from RefSeq and is a predicted model, not a curated record.
CAUAAAGUCCACAAAAUGUCUCUUGGUCGCGUGAUUUAAAAUAAUCGUAACGGGACGGCUUGAAGGUUUAGCUGGUUACUGCUGGUUAAUGCGUUCUGUAACACGUGAUGCUGCUCGCUCCCAUAGCGACCUUGAUUCACACACGUUGGUCAGUUCAAGAGUGAAAAAUGUUUAAUGUGAUUUAUUGAGUCGAAUGAUGAGACGUGGCAGAGGAUUAAAUCCUCUCAAAGAUGCCAUACACCAUGUGAAAAUGGGGAAAGACAAAAACAUAAUAUCAGAGCGAUACAUUAAUCCCGCCAAAGGUCGGGGAGUAUUUGCAAAUACCCUUAUUGUAAAAGGUUCCUUCAUUCUUGAAUACAGAGGAACUUUAAUUGAGAAAGGGGAUUUUGAAGACAUAUUAAAUGAAUAUGCAUACUUUUUUAACCACCUAGGGCAUAACUACUGCAUUGAUGCCUCUUAUGAUAAUGGCUCACUCGGUCGACUUGUUAACGAUGAUGAGAAGCCAAAUGCAAAAAUGAGGAAAAUUCUAGAUGUUGAUGGAAAGCCACAUCUAUGUUUGUUUGCAAUCAAGGACAUCGAUGCAGGUGAAGAAAUAUUAUACGAUUAUGGAGGACAUAACUUGCCAUGGCGUUCUCGCCAUGGACAGGAACAUUACAAGCACCUUCAUGAGCCCGUUGCUCCAACCAUGACAGCAUGUGACAUCAGGUCUCCUACAGAGCACCUUCAUGAGCCUGUCGGUCCAGCCAUGACUGCAUGUGACAUCAGGUCUCCUACAGAGGACAUAACCGUUGGAUCCCAGCAGGAAUCCACAAGACCAGGCAGCGGUGAUGAUGAAAGAGGAAGAAAGAGAAAGAGAAAAGAGAAGAACGUUGGAGUGAGAAGGAGAGAGACAGCCAGAGUUUGCAAAGCACAUCAACUUGUCAAAGAGGAGAUGAAUUCGCUUGAAAAAUGUUCUGUUUGCUCUGGACCGUUUUCCCCACUGAAGUGGUGGGGGCUGAAAUGUAAAGGGCUUUUGGAAAGCAGGCCAUGUCCAAACACAUCAGAAGGACUAAAAGCUGACAGACAAAUCUCUGAAAACGAUGUCUCUAGCAGAGGAAGGCGGAUGCCCAAAAGGAGACCAUGGACGAAACCUGAGGUGAACGCUGUGAUGAGACACUUCAAAAUGCACAUCAGCAAAGCUCACUUGGAAACAAUGAGGGAGUGUGAGGUCUGCAAAAGGUGCGAGCAUCCGGUCCUUCAAAACCGGUCCGUCCAAAUAUACGUGAUUUUGUACGGAACCGAGGGCGAAAUUUUAAACACGUGGAAAAUUAAGUCGAAAUUUUAAUGUUCGUAGUCCAAGGGGCUAAUAAUCUGUUUGACACAUUUUAGUUCUACUCUUUUAACUUGUAAUUUUUUUGAUAAAAAUGUAUGUAUUUAUUAGUUUCAAAAUAGAAAUUUUAAGAAAACAUGUUUUAUUCUCCUGCUGGUAGUGUUGAUCAUUUUAGUUUAUAUGUUUAAUCUGAGGGACUAUAGACCUCUGUUGAUGUUUUUUUAACUUUAACAUUUGUGGUGUUUCAUGAAGUUGGGUUAUGUUUUUCAUUCCUGUCCCUGAAAGGCAAUGUUUUGUACCUGUCAAUGUACAAUAUUUGACAAUAUGUUGUUGAAGAUUCAACACUUGCAACAUUAUAAUAAAUUACUACUAAUUUGA